GCAGCCGCCUCCGCCUGGCUCUCCUCCUCCUCCUCCCGCUCCUGUUCCUCCCUUUUCUUGGGGCGGAAAGAGGCAGAGCCUCCCUCGGUGGGUCAGAGGCUGGAGGAAGGAGGAGGAAGAGGAGGGUCGCCUCGCCUCCCCAAAGCGCAGCUCGGGAUGGGAGACGGAGAAGACUCGGGUAUUUCCCACAUUGACAAAAUACUUGGAUUGUUUGAACAUACAACCUGCCGUUUGCUUCUCUACUGUAUCUGAAAGUCAAGCAGCAAAUUGGACAAAAUAUUUAAGAGAAACCUAUUCCUUCCUUUUUCUUCAAGUGGAUUGGGCCUCUGCAAUUUUACCUCAAAGAUGAAUUAAAAUUGGAAGACGGGAACAAUCUAGAAACACGACAGUACUUUCAAAAUCAACUACAGCCCUUCAUGAUCUAAGUAAAGAAAUGAAAUGAAAUGUAGCCAAUACAGAUGAAAUGAGGAUUGGACAUUACACUUUUCUCAUUACACAAUCUCCCUGAGUCCCCUCGGGGAGAUAGGUGUGGGGUAUAAAUAAAGUUGGUUUUUAUUAUUAUUAUUAUUAUAAUUAUUAUUAUUAUUAUUAUUAUUAUUUUUCAGCCUUGUAAAAUAAUUCUUAGGGGAAUCAUCUUAGACUCUAUUGUUCAUGCACAGUGUGAGUGUGACUUGAGGCAAUGUGAUUGCUUUUUAAAAAUCAGUUCAUCGUGUAACUAGUUAAAAAUUGACAUUAUGGCAGCAACCUAUAGGCGUGUAGUAACAACAGUGAAUUGUUACAGCAGUGUUGUGAUAGAUCGUCGGCUUCAGCAUGCGGUGCAUCACUGCACUGGGGCAUGCCACGUAUUCAAGCAAGGAGUUAUGUGCAUCGUGGCUCACCACAGUGUUUGUGCUGAGCUGAUGAAGGUCCCUGCACACAAGACUAGGAAUCCAGAAGUGACCCACAGGCUUUCGGUGCCUGAAAAUUCCCUUGCUUUUACUGGGGAUGAAGAUUAUCACCAAAUCCUCCCUAGUAACCCAAGACUCAAGAAGGGGUCUUCUGUUCAAAGCACUGGAAGCCUGAAAGAUAUCACCGGAGAAGCCAUAAACCUUGCUAGCGGAAAAAUAAAAGAGUUUUCAUUUGAAAAAGUCAGAAACUCUCCCAAUCAAGUGAACUAUAGAAAAGGAAGAAAAGUAAAGUCAGAUCCAUUCAAUAGAAGAUCAUUAGAUUUUGACUUGAUCUAUGGACAUUUCGGCAACGAUGAAAAUUCCCCCCCUCUGUUUGGCCAGUCACAUAAAUCCUCUCCGGAUGAGAAAUGGCGGGUCAGGAGCAACUCGGUAGAAGAAAAUGUGAAUUCUCCAGUUGACUCGCCUUUGCUGACUUUCUCUGAAGAUAGUUUUAUUACCCAGAUUUUGGAGAAGCACCGAUUAGAUGGUUCUUCUAGUGGGGACAUUAAGAUGUGCUUGGACAUCCUGCUAAAAUGCUCAGAGGACUUGAAGAAGUGUACUGAUAUAAUAAAACAGUGUAUCAGGAAGAAAUCUUCAGGUAGUGGCAGUGAAGGAAAUGGUAAUGAUUCGGUGGCCAAUACUGAAGUAAUCUAUAUGAAUCUAAUGACAAGAUUUUCAUCUUACCUUAAAAAAUUGCCCUUUGAAUUUCGGCAGCCUGGACUCACUGAGGCUGGUGACAUAGUAGAAAUGAUUAACAAUUUGUCUGCCUUACAGCAGUCCCAUUUCCCCCCCGUGUUUGGUGGCGAACAGCCACCUAGAUAUGAAGAUGUAGUAUCUUCCCCUACCUCUGUGACAAGGCAGUCUUUCACUACAGAUUUACAAGAAAAUCAGAUUAGCAGAAAUGCAAAUUCAUUAGCCAAACCUACCCAGCCCCCCAGUGCAGAUUUGUCCUCAAAAGUUUUGCAUGUCAGCAAUCAGAAUGACAAUUUAGGAUCUAGAAAUGAUCCUUGUGUACAUUCACAGUUAUUUGUAAAUCCACUAGAUUGCAUUUCUCCUACAGAAACUUUGUGCAUAAUGGAAGAAUCAGAUAGAGAAAAUAUAUUAGGCAGUGUAUCAAGUGCUAAGGGUAGAGGAAUACAGGUGAAAUCAGCCUCCAGCCCACAGAAAUCUGAAAAGUCAGACCCUCUUGGAGAUUCUAAUAAGGCAUCACCUACUGCAGCACAAACCUCUGUCCUACCAACCUCUACCAGCCUUGAACAGACUCUUCAGGUUUCAAAAGGAGAACACAGACAAAGUCAUCAAGAAGAGAUAGAUAAACUUUUGUUGGAUUUGGAACAUUUUUCACAGAAAAUGGAGGCGACUCUGAAAGAGACUACUGCUAAGCAGAGUGAUCCUGCCUUUUUGAAAGAUAGUAAUCUAUCCGCGACUCAUGACAAUAAAGGCAAAGCCUGUUCUCCUGCAGACAAAAGUGCUUCCGCUUCUUUAUCCAAGCUCAUAGAAACCAAUGGACACAAAAUGGAAGAAGAUGAUAAAACCCUUUUGUUACGCAUCCUUGAAAGUAUAGAAGACUUUGCUCAGGAGCUAGUUGAAUUCCGAAUGGGGAAAGGAAGCUUGUCGAAAGAGAAGGAAGUUAUGCACAUUCUUCAGGAAACAUUGGCCACUCCGUCCAUCACAGCUGUCCAGCAGAGCUACUCUGGUACAACUACCAAGGAAGCCACCCCAGCACUCAUUCAACAGAAGCCAGAGGUCAUCAAGGUCCAAAACAAGCAAGAGAAAAAACCUGUGACUCCAUCCACAGCCCCUGCGAAUUCAGCAGUCAGCCCACAGUUGCUUCUGCCAACAAAUAAAGUAGCUGUUGUUGCCCCUUUGUCCAUAAACAUUCCACGCUUCUACUUCCCCAGUGGACUCCCUAAUGUUUGCAACAAUCAUGAGGAGACCAUUGUAAAGAUUGAGGCAGCCUUUUCAGAAUUUGAAGAUGAGCGAGCCCCCCUUCAUGAAAUGGGGAAAAUUGCAAAGAUAUGCUGUUGCCCUCUAUAUUGGAAAGCGCCCAUGUUCAAUGCAUCGGGAGGAGAGCGGACAGGAUUUGUAUCUGUACAUUCAUUUGUGGCCAUGUGGAGAAAGAUAUUACACAACUGUCACGAUGAUGCAUCAAAAUUCAUUUGCCUUUUAGCAAAACCCAACUGUAACUAUCUGGAACAAGAAGAUUUCAUACCAUUACUACAGGAUAUAGUUGAAACUCACCCUGGACUGACAUUUCUGAAGGAUGCUCCAGAAUUCCAUUCCCGCUACAUUACUACUGUUAUCCAAAGAAUAUUUUACACUGUGAAUAGAUCCUGGUCUGGAAAAAUAUCUCUUACAGAAUUGAGGAAAAGUAACUUUUUGCAAACCCUAGCCCUCUUGGAGGAAGAAGAAGACAUUAAUCAAAUAACAGAUUAUUUUUCUUAUGAGCACUUCUAUGUCAUAUACUGUAAAUUUUGGGAAUUGGACACUGACCAUGACCUCUACAUCAGCCAGAAGGAUUUGGCUAGAUACAAUGAUCAAGCUCUUUCAAGCAGGAUUAUAGAAAGAAUAUUCAGUGGAGCUGUACUAAGAGGACUUCAAGUACUUCAAGAGAACCAGAUGAGCUAUGCAGACUUUGUGUGGCUUCUGAUUUCUGAAGAAGACAAAAGAAGCCCAACUAGUAUUGAAUACUGGUUCCGAUGCAUGGAUUUGGAUGGAGAUGGCAUGCUGUCUAUGUACGAACUGGAGUAUUUUUAUGAGGAACAAUGUGAGAGGAUGGAAUCCAUGGGCAUCGAGCCAUUGCCAUUCCAUGAUUUACUGUGUCAAAUACUCGAUCUAGUAAAGCCAGAAUUUGAGGGACGGGUAACUCUGAGAGACUUGAAAAGAUGCAGAAUGGCUCAUGUAUUUUAUAACACGUUCUUCAAUCUGGAAAAGUACCUGGAUAAUGAACAACGGGAUCCCUUUGCUGUGCAAAAGGAUGUUGAAAAUGAUGGUCCUGAACCCUCUGACUGGGACAGAUAUGCUGCUGAGGAAUAUGAAAUUCUUGUUGCUGAAGAGUCUGGUAAUGAACCGUUACAGGAAGGAUCCUUUGAAGAUGACUAUGAAUCAGAUGAACUGUUAUCUCUCCCUGAAAUUGGAGAAAAGUCAGACAAAUUAGUUAUUUCAGAUCUUUCACCAUAAAAAUAUUGGAGAUGGGUCGUUAAGGUCUGUCAGUAUUAAAUGGAAGAGUCUUCACUUCUUGUUUUUCAAAUAAGUGAUUUUCUUAUUGAAGAUGCAACCAGUCACUGAAAUAUAGAUUCUUUAAAAAAUAUCUUCUGCAGUAUGGUAAUUUCUAAAAAAAUAAGUUUUUAGACAAUAUGUUAGUGCAGGCAUUUGUAGAAACUGUGUAUGUCAUAGGAGUUCUUGCCUAGCACACCUAGAAGGUACCACAUUUGUGAAAAGAACAAGAAGGGAUAAUACCCCCGCACACACGGACAUACAAAAUGCUGAAAAAAGAAUCCAUGUUUGCAGGUAUUGUAAUAUUUGUUCAAUACAUUAUUUGCCUUCAUCUUGGAAUUAUUUCCCCUCCUAUUUAUAUUUAGAAACUAUACUUCACCAUGAUUAUGUGCUAUACAUAAUUGUGGAGUCACUCUCAUAACAUUCUGAUCCAUUCGAAAACCACAGUCGUUUUUUUCCAAGAAAAGGUUUCCAGAUUACUUGGGCACUCUGUAAUUUAACUAUCAUAGAGUUAGAACCAUUUGCAUGAUUAGCGAUUAAUAUGGGCUUCCCAAUAGCUCAUUUAAAGCAAUGAUCAAUUACAGGAUUGUAAAUAAAAUUAUUGUAAUAAAAUAAAGAAAAAUUAUUUAAUAUUCAUUGCUGUUUUUCCACAUGAGAAAAUUCCCUCCUAAGGAGGACUUUUCCAUACUAAAUAUGUGAGUCCCAGGUAGCUAUAUAAGGAAUGCUAUUUGUGUCCAAUUCUGGAACAGGGAAAUGUGUGACAUGGUAGGACUGUAUGUUAAAUGUACAUUAUCUAGAUCCCUGCUUAAACUGUGGGUCCCAACCACAAAUUGGGACCCACAGUUUAGCUCAAUGUUGAGUGUCUUGAAAAAAUUGGCAACAGUAAAAAUUGUAUAUGUUGUUGAAGGCUUUCAUAGUCAGAAUCACUGGGUUGCUGUGAGUUUUCUGGGCUAUAUGACCAUGUUCCAGAAGCAUUAUCUCCUGACAUUUCGCCCACAUCUAUGACAGGCAUUCUCAGCGGUUGUGAGGUCUGUUGGAAACUAGACAAGUGCAGUUUAUAUAUUUGUGGAAAGUCCAGGUUGGGAGAAAGAACUCUUGUCUGUUUGAGGCACAAAGCAGCCAGGCUUUGCAUCUGCAAGGCCAUUAAAUGCUAAUCAAGGUGAUUAAUUACAACAUUCACACUUGCCUCAAACAGACAAGAGUUCUUUCUCCCACCCUGGACUUUCCACAGAUAUAUAAGCCCCAGUUGCCUAGUUUCCAACAGACCUCAAAACCUCUGAGGGUGCCUGCCAAAGGUGUGGGUGAAACAUCAGGAAAGAAUGCUUCUGGAACAUGGCCAUACAGCUCGGAAAACUCACAACAACCCAGUAAAAGUUUUCUGAACAUCACCUAGUGGCUGUUUUAGACAUUUACACAAAUCUCUUGUGCAGUAUUUACAGUGGACUAUGCAGAAGAUGCCCCAAACGUAAAAACCAGCCUAUUUAGCAAGCCUGGCAAAUGCUGAUUUGUUAUCAGGAAAUGUUUGGAUGUUAUACCUAUUUUGUAUUCCUAUAUUCUUGGGGUCACAUAAAAACUUCUCGGGUCAAAAGGAGUCAAACAAGUGGAAAAGUUUAAGAAGCCCUGAUCUAGUUGAAGGAAUAUAAUCCAAAAUAUUGAGAGACAGCACAGUAUUUCCUUGUUUGUUUACUUUUAGUUUUUCAUCUUUCUGCACUUCCUGAUAAGAUUUAUUCUGAUGUGGGGAUCAGGAAUAUUUAGCUUUAGCCACUCAUGUGGUAAAACUGGAGUGAUAGACAAAAAUGGGUUAUCGGAUGUUGCUUCCAUGAUCUCUCACAUUUGACUAUGCUGACUAUGGAUGAUGGAACAUGUAGUCCAACAUUAUCUGAAGGUCAAAUAUCCACUCUCAAGUUCUACCAAUUGAGGGACGUGGGUUAUUGUUCCAAAAAUCUAAAUAAUCUCAUAGAAGUAUAGAAACCAAAAAUCUUUAUACAUAUUUAGAAGACUACAUUUAAAUUCUUCCCCAUGUACCUUUUCCAGUAUCUCUUCUGGUGCCUGCUUUUUAAAAGGAAAAGCAAAGUUAAAUGAGACUGCUUCUAUACGGAUUGAGGAAAAUAUGGCAACGUCUUAAUAUGUCUAUUCAAAUGACAUAGGGGAAGGGAGAGAUGUUACGUACUUCAAAUAGUGCUCACCAGAUCAUCAUGCACAGGGGUACUCCAUGUGAUCCAUGUAGUCUUAUUCCACAUUUUUCUGAUGAGGAAAUAGUGCACUAGGAAAAUAUAGUAUCUCAGCAAUGGACAAGUAGUACUGAGAAAAGUUGUGAAGGUUCUCAGUAUUAAUUAAUCAAUCAAUAAAUUACAUUUUUAUUAUUUUUAAAAUGAUGUGGAAAGGAGUUUAUAUGUUGUGUUGACGAAUACUGCUCCUUGAUUGACAGAGUUUACAAAAACACCCAGUGCCACACCACCAGUAAGCGUUUGUAAGCAUACACCUUCCCUAAAUAGUGUUAUAAAACCUUGAAGUGCCGUGCCACAGGCAGCUUUUGUGUUGUUCUGAGGUCACUGUUGGCAAACUUCUCCCUACUUCAUCCCAGGUCUUGAACCAGUAUGUUGGCUCAUAGCUUUUGGUGGCCAAGCAAAAUAAGGGUUGUACUCUUGGAUUCUUACAUGUAUAAAUUGCUUCUAAAAAUAUCAGCAAUAUUUAAAUGCCAAAAAGAAAUCUGUUAAAAUAAUGUUAAUACACUAAAUAAUAAAUUCAUUUCACUGUUACUAAUGGAUUUUUUUUUUCGUGUUAGGAGUGACUUGAGAAACUACAAGUCGCUUCUGGUGUAAGAAAAUUGGCCGUCUGCACGAGCGUUGCCCAGGAGACGCCCAAAUGUUUUGAUGUUUUACCAUCUUUGUGGGAGGCUUCUUUCAUAUCCCGACAUGGGGAGCUGGAGCUGACAGAGGGAGCUCACCCACUCUCCCCAGAUUCAAAUCACCAACCUGUUGGUCAGCAGUUCUGCUGGCACAAGGGUUUAAUCCACUGCACCACCAGGGGCUCACUAAUUUUAAUGGACCUUUCUGUAAUUACAGUGAAAUGCAUAAUAAAAUACAAAUCCAAGAGUGAAUCUCAAUCUCAGGUUUUAGCCGGAGUAUGUAAUACAGUAUAACUAUCAGAAUAGGGUAUCUCUGAGCAUUUAUCUUAACUUGACAGCAGGAAGUGUAGUUGUUUUUUUCAAAAAUAAUCCUUCACAUACUUUGCCUGAUCUGGAAGGAUGAUUGUGCCAUCUCUUAUCUUACAAUAAAUGGGCCAUUCCAUUAAUAUAUAUAACACAGGGGUCCUCAAACCUUUUAUACUGAGGGCCAGUUCACGGUCCCUCAGACUGUUGGGGGGGGGGGGCUGGACUACCGUUUAAAAAAAACAUGAACUAAUUCCUAUGCACACAGAACGUAUAUUAUUUGUAGUCAAAAAAACCAUGAAAGAACAAUACAAUAUUAAAAAUGAAGAACAAUUUUAACCAACAUAAACUUACCAGUAUUUCAAUGGGACAUGUGGGCCUGGUUUUGGCUAAUGAGAGAGUCGAGUUAAUUAGGAUUGUCAUUGUGUGCCUUUAAGUCAUUUCAGACUUAGGACAACCUUAAGUCUAAAGUUUAGGACUGGGCCCAGGUGAAUGACCUUGGAAGGCGGCACAGGCCUUCGAUUGAAGACCCCUGUUAUCACACAAUGAGACAGCAAAUGCUUUGUCUACUAUUGAUUCCAGGUUCAAUCUUCUAGGGUUGUCAAAGACAUCCUUCUGGUACCCUGAAAAACUACAGUCUCACAUUUUUUGAAAAAAUUGAGCUGGCAUACGACAGAUUAGUAUGCAUAGGGACUUUUCUGAGUUACUGGAUAACUUUAGCAAAGUCCUAUAUAUCUGGAGCCCCCAGUGGCACAGCGGAUUAAACUGCCAAGCUACUGAUCUUGCUGACCGAAAGGUCCGCGGUUCGAAUCCAGGGAGUGGAGUGAGCUCCCGCUGUUAGCCCCAGGUCCUGCCAACCUAGUAGUUCGAAAACAUACAAAUGUGAGUAGAUCAGUAGGUAUUGCUCUGGUGGGAAGGUAAUGGUGCUUUGUGUAGUCAUGCCGGCCACAUGACCUUGGAGGUGUCUACGGACAACACCAGCUCUUCAUCUUAGAAAUGGAGAUGAGCACCAACCCCCAGAGUCAAACAUGACUAGACUUAAUGUCAGGGGAAAACCUUUACCUUAUAUAUCUGGAAAUGCGGGAAAAACCUUUCUGGGCAGAGUGUAUCCUUCAGACAAGAAGCAACACCUUCUAGUUCAGAAAAUAAAUACUAUCCUUUUGCUGUGCCCAUUGUAAUAUUAAAUAAUUCACAUUUUUAUGUGGGUGAAAGUGCUUUAUAAAUUACUCUUCCUUGAAACAGUACUACAACAAAACUAACCUGAAAGUAGAGGCAAUUAUAAAUCAGUCUAUAGCAGAAGACUUAUACCCUUACAAUGCAAAAACGACUUUCUUCGUAUGGAUUAGAUACAUUUUAUAUUUGUGAUUUGGGAACUAUAAAACUGUAGUAAACCCAGUCCUAAAGCUGACAGGGAACAUUCCGUUCUCUGCUCAUUUUCCUAUUGAAGUUUUAUCACAGAGCACUUGAACCAGUUUUACAGUUCAGUUCUAAGGUCUGAUAAAUAUAAUUAGUAUCACUGAAUCAAUUAAAUUAUUAAUUAAUGCAGCAGUUGUUUUGUAUAUAUGAUAAUGCAAAUACUAAAUAAGUGGGUUGAAAGAAUAUAACCAAUCUUGGGGUUUUUUUUUAAUGGGGAUGAUAUUUAGGUGCCAUAUUUUUAAUAACUCAUGUUGAUUUAAACUACUUGAUCUCAGCUGGGGUCAUUAUCGCAUGACCCACCUGUCUCAUGUAGCAGUUUUAUGUAAUGAGCUGGGAUUAAAAUUUAUAGUUCAGCUCUGGCUGGGCUCUGCUCUUAUAUAAUUUCUUCCUGUUGCCAGGGAAUAGCCAGGGAAUUAUAGUUUUGCAAAACCUUCCUCAUCAUGUAGUUUACACAAAGAACUGCAUUUUCUGGACAGUCCAAAAACAGCAUCACAAAUAAACUGAUUUUGAUUAAAGCAUUUCCCAUCUUUGGAGUUGUUAGAGUCCUAUCUAUGCCAUUCUUAACUCAAAGUGAGUUUUUACUACACAAAUGCCACCUUUUUAUGAUUCAGAAGACUCCUUUAGCCAACAUAAACACAAAGGUGUACUUAAUGUAAAUACGGAUAGAUAAUGAUUAACCAAGUCGCCAUACCAUAUUUGCCAUCAAAUAAAUUGCAGGCCAUAAUGAUCAUCAUUUCCCUUGAAGCCAGUUGUGCAGAUAUGCACAUAAUUUUAGUGGAUAACUGUGUAUACGGCAAUACAAUAGUUACCAAUUAUUUUAGCACUGCUUUUCUUUAGAAGUACUGUAUUGGGAGAUAUUUAUAGGAUUCCUCAUAUUCAAAAAUACCGAAAACAACGCCGGUUUCCUUGCCUUGUAAAAAUUGCUCUUUGGGGAGUAUUUUAGCCAGAAUGGAGCACAACCAAGCGCUAGACUCCCUACCCUUUUACUCUAAGUUCUGCAACAUACCUGCUAUGCAAUACUAAUACAGCUUGUUGAACUUGUGUGUGAGUGUGCAUGUACACAAACCGCCAUGUUUAAUUUGGGGUGAGUGCUAAAGAGGUUUUUAAGCAAAAUUUUUGAAAGUUUAAUGUUAUUUUCUCUUGAUACUGUAUAUCAUAACACCUACCUCAUAUGAAAGGGGUUAAGAUAAUUCAGUUUGCUCUGUUGUAGAAAUUCCUUUCAAUAAAGAUGUCAAGCAAUACUUGACUGGUGAUGAACGUCCUUUGAUGUCUAUUGAGGCAAAAUCUUUCUUCCGCUCACUGUAGUGGGGUGAAAGAGAGACACGGUUGGUAUGUGAAAAGUAUAAUGCUAUUGCACUGUGUUUUUGCCAUGUGUUUGCUUUUUCAAAGUUGUAGUCAUCUGAUUUGUAACUGAUUAUUUUAUGCUUUCUUUGGGCUGCCACAAAGAGGCAGCAUUGUGCAAAAGACACACAGCUGAGACAUAUUCCAAUUAUUAUCAGAUUUAUUGAUAGAGUGGGUUUUGGUGAGUUUUUUCGGUAGAAUCUCACAUCACUGACUUGAUCAAACAACAGCGAUUCCAAGAGAAUCUCAACAGCAUCUUGUGCUUAGCUUUAUAUAUAUAGCUUUAGAAGACCAAAACGACUGAAUAUCUACAAAGCAGAAAUAAGCAAUUUUACAAAUACCUUGAAAAUUCACAGUAUGUUAAGUCUAUGCAAAAAAAAAAACCAACAAAACAAAAGCACAGUCACUAUAAAAGUUAAACAGUUGGGAGUAACUCUUAUAAUUAAUGUUUAUUCAUGUAUCUUAAUGUGCUUUGUUACUAUGUGUUAUGGUUUGCCAAAACUUGGAGAUGUACAAAAAAAUUGAGAAAUGUGGUUAAAGCAAUUGUUCAAACAUUGCUUGUCCUGGGCAUGGGUUUGCCUUAGCUAUUUUACUUUGUAUUUUCCUUUUUGCAAUUAAAAGUAUUUUUAAAAAUUA
Messenger RNA from Anolis carolinensis (green anole), 10686 nucleotides. It is a transcript of the gene ppp2r3a, whose product is annotated as protein phosphatase 2 regulatory subunit B''alpha. Lineage: Eukaryota; Metazoa; Chordata; Lepidosauria; Squamata; Anolidae. Gene Ontology annotation, molecular function: protein phosphatase regulator activity; calcium ion binding. Gene Ontology annotation, biological process: protein dephosphorylation. Bases 735 to 4106 code for a protein of 1123 amino acids. The transcript is spliced from 14 exons. Gene Ontology annotation, cellular component: protein phosphatase type 2A complex. The record is from RefSeq and is a predicted model, not a curated record.